This is a messenger RNA of Cryphonectria parasitica EP155, 1113 nucleotides long. RefSeq lists its product as uncharacterized. The record is from RefSeq and is a predicted model, not a curated record. The coding region runs from base 1 to 1113 and encodes 370 amino acids. The transcript has a single exon. Lineage: Eukaryota; Fungi; Ascomycota; Sordariomycetes; Diaporthales; Cryphonectriaceae.
AUGGCGCCGGUCAAUGUUACCACCUACCACACGGUGCAAAGCCGUGAUGAUCAGUCUGACGAGAAGCAGCAGGCUUUCCGCGACAGAGUCAUAGUCGCUGUGAUCUUCUUUUGCAUCGUCAUUGGCUCGCUGUUUUUCUUCUUGUGCGUCAGGCCUUGCACUCCUUGGUUGCGCAAGUUAAAGAAGAGGAACAACAACAACGAGAAGGAGAAAAAGAGGGAUGAUGGUCAGAAAGCCGACGAUAUCGAGCUGAGCGACAUGGGCCCUGCUUCUCGCGACCGUGAUGUGACCACCAGGGCCAUGGCUGAUCCUACUAUUGACCCAUCCACCAAACAGGAGCUCGCCCCAGCGGUUUGCGACCUGUGCGGCGAUGACUUGGAGCCUGUGAGCCCUAAGCCCAUUCCCAGCACGAAGAAGUUCACCCCACAGAACCUAGUCGGCAAAAACGUGUCCUCGGGCAUGAAAACGGGCCUGCAGCUGGUCCUUGUGAACAAGAACUUCACGAUGGGCAUGUCGCGGUCUCCUGCUCCGUCCUGGAGCCACAAGGUCGGUUCGCAGCGCAGCUUCUCAGUUCCAGAGCUCCCUCUGCCUCCUGACGAUAGCCUUGCUGUUGAGGACCGUCGGUCUGAUUCUACAAUUAGGAUCAGCGCUGCUGGAUUCGAGCCGAUCAGCUAUGAGGGCGUUGGCGGCUUUGCUGUGUACAGGGGUCCUGCACGGCACCAGGGCCCUGAACAGCCUGCGCAGUGUCCUCAGCCUCCCCAGUAUCGGUGGCCGUUCUCUGAUGUUGAGACGGACGAGACAGAUGUGAGUGAGUCUGAAGUUGAGUCGAUCCCCAAGCUCUUCUCUGGCUUCGCUGGAGGACCGGAUCUCACCUCUGACAAUAAUCAUGACUCUGGUGUUGAUGAUGAGGGCGAUUCUGUUCUUGAGUCAAUCUCGAGCCUCUUCUCUGGUUUCUCUGGAGGACCGUAUGCCAUCUCUGAGACCGCCUCGUCAUCUGGUCCUGGGGGCUCUAGUACGAGCGUGGUGGACAUGUCCUCUGAUCAAAAGUCCCUGUCCACUGGGCAGCAGUCAAGUGAGACCCAGACACUGAGUAUGAAAGCGUUCAGCUUGUGA